This is a messenger RNA of Pelobates fuscus (common spadefoot toad), 4490 nucleotides long. It is a transcript of the gene HDAC6, whose product is annotated as histone deacetylase 6. Gene Ontology annotation, cellular component: histone deacetylase complex. Bases 73 to 4395 code for a protein of 1440 amino acids. Gene Ontology annotation, biological process: negative regulation of transcription by RNA polymerase II. Gene Ontology annotation, molecular function: transcription factor binding; zinc ion binding; histone deacetylase activity. Lineage: Eukaryota; Metazoa; Chordata; Amphibia; Anura; Pelobatidae. The record is from RefSeq and is a predicted model, not a curated record. The transcript has 29 exons.
GGCCAUACUGGGCGGAAGUGACGUCGCGGCCCGAGCGAGAGAGCGGAGUACAAAUAGAAAGGUUUGUACAGAAUGGCCUCUCCUCAGGAACGGAAACCCGCUGGUGCCAGAGGACCUUCUCGCUCCCCUGCAGUGAACACAUCUCCUGUGAAGAAGACUUCCAGGAAAGGAAAGAGCUCCAGUUCUCCGCAUAACCUGCAGGAAUUAAAGAAAAGGGGCCACAGGGCAAGAAAGACUCCUGAGAGGGAACUUUGUGAGCAGCUAGAAGGACUGGAGCUGACCAGUGAACCUACUGUGGAAGGAACAGGACUGGUUUACGAUGAGCUCAUGGCCGAACCUUGCUGCCUGUGGGAUGAUGGAUUCCCUGAGUGUCCAGCUCGUCUUCUUGCCGUAAGGGAUAAGCUGAACGAGUAUGGCUUGAUGGCUCGCUGCAUGCCAGUACCGGCAAGAGAGGCAUCUGAAGAUGAGCUCUUACUCGUUCACAGUCCUCACUACAUUGAGCUCAUGAAAUCCACGCAGAACAUGAAUACAGAGGAUCUGAAGGCCUUGUCUGACCAGUAUGACUCUGUCUUCCUUCACCCUAAAUCAUACCUUGCCUCCUGUAUGGCUGUUGGUUCGGUUCUUCAGUUAGUGGAUAAGGUCCUGCAUGCAGAGGUUCGGAAUGGAUUAGCCAUAGUCAGGCCUCCCGGACACCAUGCCCACAGUGACCAGAUGAAUGGGUACUGUAUGUUCAACCAGCUGGCUGUAGCAGCACGAUACGCCCAGUGCUCCCACGGGAUCAAGAGGGUUCUCAUCGUAGACUGGGAUGUUCACCAUGGACAAGGAACACAAUUUCUAUUUGAACAUGACUCAAGUGUCCUUUAUUUUUCUAUUCACCGUUACGAAAAUGGUAGUUUCUGGCCCCAUCUCACAGAAUCUUCUUGUACAGCUGUGGGCAAAGACCGCGGCGUACGGUACAACAUCAAUGUACCAUGGAACAAGACGGGAAUGACAGACGCAGAUUAUAUCAUGGCCUUCUUACAUCUCCUCCUACCAGUCGCCUACGAGUUUCAGCCACAGCUCGUCUUGGUGGCCGCAGGAUAUGACUCUGUUGUGGGGGAUCCAAAGGGAGAAAUGUUGGCUUCCCCAUCAUGCUUUGCACAUCUCACCCACCUACUGAUGGCUCUGGCCCACGGACGGCUGAUCCUGUCCCUUGAGGGAGGAUACAACCACCGCUCCCUGGCUGAAGGAGCCUGUGCUUCCCUGAAAACCUUACUGGGAGACCCCUGCCCAAAUCUGCCCUCGCCAUUGUGUCCAUGCAAAAGUGCCUUGGAUUCCAUUUCUGACACCAUACUGGCCCACAGGACGUUAUGGAGGAUCUUCCAGGACCUUGAUGUUAGAGAGGAUGUGGAUCCAGCAGUAGUAACAGAGGGAGAUGCGGCUGUAACGGACAAUGCUGUGCUGGAGAUCCUGAAUGCUUCGCAGCAGGAAUUAAUGAGGCCGAUCCCGGAGCAACGCACAGGACUGGUGUAUGACGAACGCAUGAAGGAACAUUAUAAUAUGUGGGACGGUCACCACCCAGAGGCUCCACAGAGGAUUUCUCAGAUAUUUCAGAGACACAAGGAGAUGGGGCUAGUGAGUCGCUGCACUCGCUUCCCUGGACGCGUGGCAGCUCAAACUGAAUUGCAGCUGUGUCAUAGUCUCGGCCAUAUACAGAAGAUGGAAGCCACUGCACACAUGAAGCCGCGGGACCUGCAUAGACUGGGCUCCGAAUAUAACUCCAUUUAUAUAAAUACGAAGUCAUACAGCAGCGCCUGCCUGGCUACGGGCUCCACGUUCUCUGCUGUGGAGGCUGUGCUGUCUGGGACGGUACAGAAUGCAGUUUGUAUUGUCCGCCCGCCUGGUCACCAUGCGGAGCAAGAUUCUGCCUGUGGUUUCUGUUUCUUUAACACAGUGGCACUGGCAGCUCGCUAUGCACAGAGUCUAAAGAGUGUCUCCGAACCUCCACUAAGGAUCCUGAUUCUGGAUUGGGACGUGCACCACGGAAAUGGCACCCAACAUAUAUUCCAGGAAGAUGCCAGCGUGCUGUACGUGUCCAUCCACCGCUAUGACCAUGGUCAAUUCUUCCCGUGUUCCGAGGAUGCAUCACAUCAGCAUGUUGGGCGCGGGCCCGGCGAAGGAUUCAACGUGAACAUUCCGUGGGAUGGUGGAAAGAUGGGUGAUGCGGAGUAUCUCAUGGCAUUUCACAGGGUGGUGAUGCCCAUUGCGUAUGAGUUCAACCCACAGCUGGUGUUGGUUUCUGCUGGAUUUGAUGCUGCCCGAGGAGACCCUCUCGGAGGCUGCCGUGUCACCCCAGAAGGUUACGCACACAUGACCCACUUGCUGAUGGGUCUAGCAGGGGGCAAGCUGGUGCUUGUGCUUGAGGGUGGUUAUAAUCUGACAUCCAUUUCUGAGUCCAUGGUAAUGUGCACUCAGACUCUCCUGGGUGAUCCUCUUCCCCCCCUCCUUGACCUCCGACCUCCUCGACUGUCAGCUAUACGAUCAAUCCAUAAAGUGCUCGCCACACAUCGGAAAUAUUGGCAUAGCCUGCGGCUGAAUGUGACAGAACGAAUCGGCCAUUCUUCGGAAGAAACAAAAGUCUACUUACAGUCCCCCCACAAGAACAGACCUGGUAAACGAAAACCUGAAACCAAAGGUGGCAUUUCGCCCCAGCCCAUCUCCAGCUCUUCAGUGCCAUCACAUCAGUCCACCGACGGUUCUCCUGUCACAUCUCUCCAGACCAUCUCCAGCUCUCCAGUGCCAUCUCUCCAGACCAUCUCCAGCUCUCCAGUGCCAUCACAUCAGUCCAUCCACUGUUCUCCUGCCACAUCUCUCCAGCCCAUCUCCAGCUCUCCAGUGCCAUCACAUCAGUCCACCGACGGUUCUCCUGUCACAUCUCUCCAGCCCAAUUCCAGCUCUCCAGUGCCAUCACCUCAGCCCACCCACAGUUCUCCUGCCACAUCUCUCCAGCCCAUCUCCAGCUCUCUAGUGCCAUCACCUCAGCCCACCAACUGUUCUUCUGUCACAUCUCUCCAGCCCAUCUCCAGCUCUCCAGUGCCAUCACAUCAGUCCAUCCACAGUUCUCCUGUCACAUCUCUCCAGCCCAUCUCCAGCUCUCCUUCCACAUCCCCACAGCCUGUCUCCAUCUCUCCUGUCACAUUGUCCCAACAAUUCUCCAACUCUCCCAUUGCAUCCCCCCAAGCCACCCUCAGCUCUCCCAUUACAUCAUCUCAGCCCAUUUCCAGUUCUCCCAGACUAACAAUCCAACCCAUUUCUAAUUUAACUGGGCAAUCACAAACGAUUGGCUCCAUUUUCACAUCAUUUUUGCCUGUUUGUGCCCCUGAAGUGCUCAUCCCUAAUGUAGAUUCUCACCCAGGAGAAAUGACAGAUUCUCACCCAGGAGGUUUUGGUGGUUCGACAGCUAUGACUCUAAUAACACCCAUCACACAGUGCUAUGAACCUGGAGCACAGGAGCAAACUAUCUUAGAGUUCCAAACUACCAUAUGUGAAGACAAGGAAGGCUCUGUGGGAGGACCAAAGAACAUUUUAAAUGAGUCUGUACUGGGGUUGUCUCCUAAACACGCAGGUGCAGGUGGAAUUGGUGAACAACCUUCCAAAGAGAGGCAUCUUCAAGAGCCAUCAAUCAAAAGCCACGUAUCGGUGCCUUCCUCACAACAGCACUUACCAAAUGUCAUAUUAAUGGGGGAGCCACCAUGUACCCCAGUAAAUGAGCCAGGGCUGCAGGCCUCAGGGGAAUUUCCUAUAGAUCCUCUUCUCAAGCUUAGAGACUUGCAGCUGGGAGAUGACAGAGACUUUGCAUCUCACACUAAGGCCUCUCCGGUUAACCGGGUUUCCAGCAAAAGUUUAGUCUCCACUGUACGAGAGGCUGGAGAUGAGAUCGCCAGAGAUCAUACAGUGCAAGAGGAAGCUCCGUGUGUGGACCGCCACAAUGAGCAAGAGCUGCUAUCGGAGGCUACUGGUGGCUCUGACGUUCAUUCCUUGUUCCAAGGGUUUGUGGAUGCUUUGCAGGAUGAAUCGUGCUCCGGCUUUGCAGUACCUCUUUCCUGGUGUCCUCACUUGGUGACAGUGAAUGUAGUGCCGUCGGACAGUCUGAAUGUAAUGGAGCCAUGCGUCUCGUGUGGCAGUGUCAAGGAGAACUGGGUGUGUCUAACUUGUUACCAGGUGCACUGUGGAAGGUACAUUGCUCAGCACAUGUUGUCUCACCAAGCGACGUUUGGACACAAUGUUGUUCUCAGUUUCUCCGAUCUGUCAGUGUGGUGCUAUGCGUGUGAGUCCUACGUAAAUAACGAGGUCCUGCUCCCUGCGAAAGCCGCUGCUUACUAUGCCAAAUUUGGAGAGGAAAUGCCAGGCUACUGAGCCACCCAGACCGACCGUAUCUUUCUUACGUGUAUUUAAAGUUAUUUCCUGUGCACAAAUAUUUUCCCCACCAAUAAAUGUGUUGUGAGUUUUUA